CCCUCUGCCUUCGUGGGUUAUAAGUAUGUGAUCAAGUUUUACUUCCAUGAAUACAUAGGAGUGCAAGAAUUUGAGCAAUAAUGAAUACUCAAAGUGGUGUAGACGACAAUACAAUGCUAAUAGGCCAGGCACAAAUAUGGCGUUACCUAUACGGAGCUUUUGACGCCCUUGCUAUACGAAGCUGUAUUGAGCUCCAUAUUGCCGACAUAAUAAGCAAUCACAGCCGCCCUACUUUGUCAGAUAUCGCCACUGGUAUCGACUCUCCCUCAAUAAAUCUUGAUGGGCUUGAACGACUCAUGGGGUUUUUGGUUCACAGAAAGGUGUUCGAUGAAGAAGAUGGUGAGGGAGAAAGAGUUUACUCCCUGAACCACUGUUCUAAGUGGUUGUUAUGCAAUACGAAAAUGUCUUUAGCACCGUUUGUUAUGAUGUUUACAAACCCAAUCAUGGCUUUGCCUGCGUAUGCGGUAACUCGAUCAGUUAAAGAAGGUGGUGCUGCGUUUAAACUGGCCCAUGAGGAAGAACUCUUUGAUUUUCUUUCGCAUAACUCAGACAUCAAUACCAUUUACAACGAGGGUAUGGAAUCCGUUACUAAUAUCAUGAUGGAUGCCAUCAUCUCCGGUUACAAGAAUAGAUUUCUUGAGUUGAAAGGAAGCUUGGUGGAUGUUGGAGGUGGUACUGGUGUGGCAAUAUCUGAGAUUGUGAAGGCAUAUCCACAUCUUAAAGGGAUCAACUUUGAUUUGCCACAUGUUAUUUCCACAGCACCAACAUAUGAUGGGGUUACCCAUGUGGCUGGUGACAUGUUUGAGGCCAUCCCUCCUGCAGAUACGAUCUUCAUGAAGACGAUCUUGCACAGUUAUAGCAAUGAUGAUUGCGUGAAGAUACUUACAAAUUGUCGAAAAGCGGUGCCUAAGGAAACUGGAAAAGUCAUUAUGGUGGAGAUUGUUAAAGACCAGAAAGGAGAUGAUCCUUUCAACGAUAUACGUGUUUCAUUUGAUCUAGCCAUGUUUACACUCGUUUCUAGUGGAAGAGAACGAACUGAAGGCGAAUGGGAGAAAUUACUCAGUGAUUGUGGGUUUUGCCGUUACAAUAUCAUUAAAAUUCCCGCGCUUUUCUCGGUUAUAGAGGCCUUUCCAUAAUAAACUAAUAAGAUCAACUUCUCUAGUAAGUGAAUGUUUAAUGGCAAUCCC
Messenger RNA from Lactuca virosa, 1187 nucleotides. The record is from the annotation of a GenBank genome assembly. NCBI's taxonomy places the organism in Eukaryota, Viridiplantae, Streptophyta, Magnoliopsida, Asterales, Asteraceae.